Messenger RNA from Angiostrongylus costaricensis, 258 nucleotides. The record is from the annotation of a GenBank genome assembly. Lineage: Eukaryota; Metazoa; Nematoda; Chromadorea; Rhabditida; Metastrongylidae.
AUGAAGUACGUUACUUGUUAUUUUAUCACAGCACUUUCAAACGAGUGUGGCCAAAACGAAGUGUUUGAUUUUUGCGGGUCAUCCUGCGAACCUAGCUGCAGGGAUCCGAAUCCUCAAACGUGCACUUUUCAAUGCGUCACUGGCUGUCGAUGUAAAGAUGGUUUCUUACGAAACGAUAAAGGAAGAUGCGUUCGAAAUUGUGGCCGUGAGUUCAUCGCUCUAUUUGCUAUUUUAAGCCGCUCGGGUGGACGAUAUUAA